Molecule: messenger RNA, 3362 nt
Organism: Hypoxylon trugodes
Lineage: Eukaryota; Fungi; Ascomycota; Sordariomycetes; Xylariales; Hypoxylaceae
Product: TBC domain-containing protein
Exons: 2
Coding region: 441-2687 (748 amino acids)
Biological process (GO): activation of GTPase activity
Molecular function (GO): GTPase activator activity
Source: RefSeq, a predicted model, not a curated record
GAUCGUGAGACAAUUGACAAGCCUCAUUUCACCUUAACCACAUCGACUCUACUGCGGAUCAGGGGCUUCACUCCUACUGUCAUCCUAACUUUCCCCAUUUACCAUUCGGAACUUGUCGAAACCUUGUGUUCUGCAUUGUCACGAUCUGCCCCGUCGUCUUAGACACAAAACUCGUCCGUUCCUUGCCGUUACUAUUCCUGUACAUCCUGCGGACUGCUCUGAUUCCUUCGCCCGAAGUCGACAAUACAUAGAAACGAUCCUCAGAUAGCAGAUCGACAAAAUCCGGACGAUCCGUCUCUUGGUGCGAAGAAGAUCCGAUUCGGUCCCUUUUCCCCACCGAAACACCAGCGACAAACACCUCUGCUUUGUGUUUUCCCUCUCUUGUCAGGUAAAACUUGGCAUCGACGACUCUAGAUUACAUCGCUCCGAGCUAGCACUCGAUGCUCGACCAUGCGAUCAUGACCUACGGUGGAGGACAUUCAGACGGGCUCGACCUCGCAAUUCCGAGUCCUGGAUCACCGCCCGGCAUGACUACAUCAGCUAUUACUUCUAGGGCGUCAUCUGUACGCUCAUUUAAUUCAGAUGAGGGUGACGAUACCAUUGCGGCAGAUGUUGCUCACUUUGAAGAGAUUGGGCUCGAUGAUGAUGUCGCCUCUAUUGACCAUUCUCAUUUCCGUGAUACCCAGAUUAAAUCAGCUCCCAAUCCUUACAGCGCCUCCUUCGCCUCAGACCUUCGUGCUGCGUCCACAAAACAUGUCGGCCCUAAGAUUCAUCCCCAGACCCGUGACUUAGCUCGCCCGCGCCCGCGGCCACAGCUCCGUACGGCAGCCUCUUUUUCGGGGUCACGUCCUGGAGCUCCGACCCUGACCACACAAUUUCGUGAUACUAGUACUCGCAGUCUCAGCACGGGCAUCGGCCCCGAGCCUCAAUCAAGUCCUUUGCCGAUCCGUGGUCUCUCGGUACGAUCUUCUUCAUCUGCAACUGCGUCUCGUCGCCGUCGAAGUCCCAGCCCAAGCGUUAAUCUCUCGGCCCGUUCGCUUAGUCCCCGAGACAAUGGUUUGGUUGUGCCGAAGCCACGUCGAAGUAGUUGGCAAUUGGGACGAGAGCCGAAGUCGGCGAUUGAUCUGGAAAAGGAGUGCGACGACGACGAUGACAACAUCCCGGAUGAUCUCAUACUAGAUAAUGUUCCCCUAUCUCCGCGCCCGCCGAUGGAGCGGUCACCUAGUAGGCCGAACUCUACCUCCACAUCUCCUGAAAGACGACCGAAAGAACGUGUCCGUAGCGUUGGUAAUGGAACACCCGCUGUUGCAGUCGCCCAGGGUUGCUUAAAAUCUCCAACGUGGAAGACCGAUUCUAUGUCAUCUACUGACUCGCUCCGGUCAACAUCGUCUUCUUCACUCAAAACUCGCGCCAAAAGCUGGACUGCUGCUAUAUCAGAGCUGAGUCCUGAAGCGAAGGCGCUCACUGAGAAACUGGAAGAGCAUGCUGAUGAACAAAACAAACAUGGUCUAUAUCCCUCUGCAUACGACCGACCCGCACCAAAACCGCGAGUAAAAUCUGCACUCGCCGAACUUCCCCCUCUUAGACGAACAAACAUUAUGAUCGAUCCUCUACCCGUCUCAAAGGAGAAAGAGGCAGUUCUAUCGCGAACAAGACCAUCUUGGCUACCACCCAAAGAUCCAGCCGAAGAGAGGAGACACAUUAAGGAGUACCAGAAGAUGAUGGCUAGUAGUGUUGAGGCAGACAAGAAGCGAGAAGCUGUGCGCAAGAGCAGAGAGCGCACCAAGGAUAAUGCCGCCAAAGCACUUAUGCAAGUAUGGGAAGAAGACGUCAUGAAGAGAUGGGAUGCUGCUAUUCGCGAGAGACGAACUAGAGAAUUAUGGUGGAAAGGCAUUGCGCCUCGCAGUCGGGGUGCCGUGUGGUCUCGAGCUAUUGGGAACGAAUUGGGAUUGACGGAGACGUCAUUCCAAGCAGCUCUGACAAGAGUUCGUGAAGUCGAGGAACGCUGCGCAACUGGCAAGGGUAGUGUUGAAGAUGAACGUAAGAUGGCCUGGUUUACUCAGAUCAAGACCGAUGUCCAGGAGCGGACUUGGGCCGACCUCAAGAUCUUCCAGGCUGGUGCUCCGUUGCACAAGGGCCUGAUCGACGUCCUUCAAGCCUACGCUAUGUACCGAAGUGACAUUGGUUACGUAUUCGGUUGUAAUACUAUCGCCGCAAUGCUCUUGCUUAACCUCGCUACUCCUGCCGCUGCCUUUGUCGCUCUCGCCAACGUGUUAAACCGUCCUCUUCUCUUUUCCUUUUAUGCUUCUGACAUUGGGGCUAAAACGUCAGCAUUCAAUCUUCUCCUACAGACCAUUGCCGCGAAAUCCCCACGACUUCAUAAGCAUCUUACAAAUUCGGAAUUGGGUCUUGAGCCGGAUGAUUACCUUGGCGAGAUAUUCACGUCUUGUUUCACCCGACAUUACAGCCUUGAUGAAUGUACUCGACUAUGGGACGUAUAUGUUUUCGAAGGAGACGCCGUCCUAAUCCGCGCAGCAGUUGCCUUAUUAUUGGACGUGGAAGCUUCUUUACUCAGCGCUAAUACCAUCGUUGAAGUGCGACAAGCUCUUGAAGGAAGGAGUAAACCCGACCAACAGGAAAAGGUUGACGCAUGGAUGGUUAGAGUCCGAGAAGCUGGCAAGGCGUAAAGCUUGUUAUCGUCAACCCUUGGUCUCUUUUGUUUUACGCUCAUAUGUCCAUAUUUCAAGAAAUAUUAGUUUCGGCAAGGUUAUUCCUGCGUACAUACGAGGUAUCCGGCGAGUAUCUUAAGAUACACAGGCCUAACGUGUAUCUAAGUGCCCUGCCAACCGAAUCUACUUAGGGGAGAAAGUUAGGGGUGCUAUAGGGGCGUUAAAAAAUGAAGGACCACUCUUGCGUCGAUGAAACGGGCGGACAAGAUCUUUGAAAUGAAUCACUCACGAAAUGGGAAAGGAACAUAGAAUCUUCGAGGCGAUGAACAGGACCGGAAAGGGAGGAGUUAAUUGCUAGUCUUGCCUACCACACAUCUACCGACCUCCUUACUGAUCAUCUUACAAUUUCUCUUCUUCCCUCACCUUUUUAUCUUUGUCUUCUUCAAGAUGGAUAAAUAGCCAUUUCCCGACGCGGAGAUGGGAUACCAUAUUAGUUAAUUUGAUGGAUUGUUCUCUCGAAUCUGCGUUGAUGUUUUGGUUUCCUUCUGUGUUCUCAUGAUGUAUCUUGUGAUAGGAAUUAUGACUUAAUUAUAUUGGAGCUGAAAUUGGUGGCUUAUUUUCAGUGUACCAAUCAUAUGUUAAUGCAUUUGAAAACACAUAGGUAACGACUCGCCAUUGUAUGGAAAAAUCGAU